GAUUCAGUAGAUACUCUACCGUGAACGUAUACAGUCACUCAUUCGUCCACGAUAACCUUGUUGACAUUCGCGCGCUUUUUGACUGACCUUUUUUAUUUGAUCCAGUGUUCUGUGUUUAUUGUUAUUGUGGUACGCCGCAGUUUAAUGUGUAAUGUGACUGUAAUAUGACAAGCGUGUUAAAAAAAUCUAGAGGCACUAAAGGAAAAUCAGAAUCCAUGCAAGAAGAUUUGCCUUCAAGAUGGAAUGUGUCCCGAGGGCACAGAGGAGAAGAUGUUGCCAAGCUUAUCAAAUAUAUUGACGACAGUAUUAUCGGCAAGGGAAACUCUUUUUGCGGACCAUUCGGACGUAGAAAAGUUGUAUAUUGCGACUACAGCGGGUCGGGUCGAGGCUUGCAAUGGAUCGAGGAAUACAUAGAGAGAGAAGUACUGCCGAUACAUGCGUCUCUGUCUACCGCGCUCUCUUUGACGUCGCGGCAGUCCGAAAUAUAUCGGUCAGAAUCAAAAGAAAUAAUCCGGAAGGCUGUUGGUGCUAGUCAUGAGGAUGUGCUGGUUUUGGGAGCGUCACUCGGCAGGUUCCUUAGAGCCUUGCGACCUCAGAAGGCUGUGGUGUUCGUGUCUUCGAGAGAGACUGAGCAGCAGCUUGCUUCUUGGAGAGAGUCCGCUGCAGAGAUCAUCAAAAUACCAGAGACAAAAGAAGGAUUCAUAGAUCUCAACAACUUGGAGCACAAGCUUCAAGAGAAUACAGGGACAGGGAAAAGAAUGAUUGGUUUCUUUCCUGCUGCGUCGAAGCUAACAGGACUACUGGCUGAUGAUGUGGCAACAACAUUACUCCUGCACCAAUACGGAGCUUGGUCGUUCUGGGAUUAUACAUUUGUAGCACCAACUACAGCAGUGGAUAUGAAUCCAACGUUUCCUGGCGUUGAAGAGGGUAUGGUCAAGAAGGAUGCUGUCUUCUUCAACGUUGAGAAGUUUGUUGGAGGAGUACAGGGGCCCUAUGUGGUCGUAGUGAAGAGGGAUGUGUUCAAGAAUUCUUCAAUAUAUUGUGAGGAUGUUGAUGUAUUAUCAGAAUCAAUCGAAAAUAUGCGAUGCACGGAGGCAGUACGAGCAGCAAUUGUGAUGCAACUUCGCGAUGCCGUCGGUCUUCAGAACAUUGCUGAUAGACAAGAUGCUAUUACAAGACAAGUUCUUUCGCACAUCAAGAACAUCCCGGAGGUAAUAUUACUGGGCAGCGAAGUGCCUACAGUUAGGAGGCUGCCUAUAUUCUCUCUAAUGGUAAAGCAUCCCAGAGGCACAUUUCUGCACCAUAACUUCGUCUGCGCCAUACUCAAUGAUGUCUUCGGUAUCCAGGCAAGAGGUGGUCUCAAUAGUAAUCUGAGCUAUGGAUGUGAUAUAUUGGGAAUAGAUGACCAACUCCUUAAGGAAUAUGAAAAGUUAUUGAAUGUGGAGGCGCAAAAAGAAAUUGCAAAAAUUCGGAAACUAAGCGUUGUUAAAUCGCCUGAAGUGCCGAUACAUAAUGAACCACUAAGACCCGGCUUCUGUAGGAUUUCUUUACCUUUUUUUAUGUCGGAUGGUGAACUGGCGUUUGUUCUCGAAGCUCUGAAGAUGGUAGCUACAGAAGGCUGGAAGAUUCUGCCUCAAUACGUCGUCAAUGCUGAAACGGGACAAUGGAAACAUCACACUUGUUCAAUACUUAGAGACAAAAAGUCACUACAUUCUAUCAGAUUUCAAGAUGGCAAAAUGACGGCCAAUGAAAGACGAAUAUCUGGACCAGGAAUAUUCCCGACUUCAUAUAAUGAAUGUUUGAAAACUGCUAGAAAUCUUUUUAACAGAGCUAGAAAACUGGCAAUGAAGUACCCACCUAUUGAACCUAUAGUAGAUUUCAAUCCAAAAGUUGAUUAUCUUAGAUGGUUCAUGUUGCCUAAAGAAGCUCACGAGCUUUUACUUGGUCGAUCAGCUAACGUGAAACACAUUGUGCCUUUCGAUCCCUCAGGAUUUACAGGAGCAAGAAAAAGCCUGAUUAAUAUAUCCAGAUCUUCUACAACUUCUUCACCUAUAUUGGGCUCAUCUCCAAGACACUUUAGUCUGUCAUCUAUUGAUGAUUGCCAAAUCUUCAGACUUAAGCAUAAAGAAAAGUUUUAUUCUAGAGAAUCAAGUCUUAAAGAAACUACCAAAGAAGAGGCAGUGACAGUAACACAACAACCUGUACAGUUUGCGUUAGGAGAGUCAGUUUCACCUUUACGCAUAAUAACUCAAAACUCGAGACCAACUUUAGUGAGGUCGAGAUGCUACAGUUUGGGUUCUGACAUUCCACAGGUCCCGCUCAGCCUUGCAGCAAAGUUGAAUCUUGGAUUAAAGGAAGCGGGUAGCAAUGAAGAAAAAACUAAUUAUUGUAACUGUGGCAGCCAAACAGAUCUUCAGUCAUUAGAGAAUACAGACGCGUCAUCAAAUAAAAAAUACCCAUAUAGUACACAGAGUAGUACAUCCAUAUCUGACUGCAGCCAAGUAGGCAGAACGUCACCAACGGCUUCUAUUACAUCUCAAACUUCGGAAGAUCUCACAUAUGUAAAAGAAUUUACAAAGAAUAUUGCUACUGAAAUCAAAUCUGAAAUAAGAGAGGUAAUUUCAAAAGUGGAUGAUAUACUUGAAAAUUCAGAUCUACUUGAACAAUCCAAUGCUAGUAUGACAUCCAUUUCUAGUCAAAGCGACAGAAAUUCUGUGUCAGUUAUAGAUGUCGCUGAAUAUUUAAUGGGUGUGUCAAGAGAAAUGGCUUCGGAAGUAAAACAUGAGAUCCGUGAAAUGGUAAAUCAGGUAGAUGAGAUGAUUUCACCGGAUUAUACAGGAUCAAGUUCCAGAAAGAACUCUCCACCAAAACCUAUAAGGCAGAGAAUAGGUUCCGGGCCAGAAUUAGGCUUGGACCUUCACAAACCCAAUUCUAAACAAAUCUUGAAGAAAUGUCCUACUAGUCCAGUAUUCUCGUCACAAUAUGAUGAAGAUGACAAAAGCUUCAAGUGUUUAUCAUCUCCUAAAUCAGUACAACGCACACCCUCCCUGGAAACAUCAGGCCCUAACAGCAUCUCAUUUAACUCUAGUGAAACCUCAACACCAGAUACAGUAAUACAAGUGAUUUCAACUCAAAACUCUCCUAAUUUACCGAAGUCUUUAAGCUCAAAUAAACUGUCAGAUGAUGAAAACAGUUGCACGGAUGUAGCUUGCCGACAUUGCUGCGUGAAGAAGAGUUUGUGCCAAAACCCAUCAGUGAGCUCGCAGGAUAGUGGCAUCAACAUGACAUUUACUGAAACUGACUCUUAUUUAGAUUUGGCAAAAUGGCGCACAUCUUCAGAUCCAACUACAAACAAGUUAAAAAAGCUCCAGGGCAGACUAAGAAUAUGCCAGAAACAUGAGAAAAGUGAAGUACCAGAUAUAAUCGAAGGUGUUCCUGUGUGUUCGGGACCACAGCCGUAUCCGGAAACGAUACCGGGAAGAGUCCUCUUUCAGAUGCCUGGUGAAAAACAAAAUAGGAACACGUUAGAUUUGAAACGUUCAAGUCGUUCGUCUAACGCUUCUUCCAGCUGUUCGGAGCGUAGUUCCAGAUCUAGUGGAUACAGCACUGAUGUUCAGAGGUCUUCGCGAGACGAAGUUUAUUGUGACAGAAGUGAGUCGGAAUGCCCUUUUAAGUCAGAAUAUUGCGGUGAGGAGACAGAGCAUGACGAUAGUAGUGCAUGCAGUGACACCUCCCUGACGGAAUUUACCUUCGAUGAUGAGGGGAAAUGGCACCGCCUACCGAAACCUGUCUGGAAGGCCACAAUCGAGGCAAUACAAGAGUUCAAUAUGAUCCGCGGAGGGGACAAAGUACUAGUUUGUCUGUCUGGCAGCCGGGAGUCCAUCGCACUUCUUCACACUCUGCACCAAUUCCAAUUCUACUCCAGAGCUAAAGGGAUCCACUUCUCAAUCGGUGCUUUAUACAUCCACGUAGAGCAGUCACAAGUGGAUCCCCUGCACCUAAUGGCGUACUGCAGAACUCUUGGUGUGAAGCUUAUAUACCAGGACAAAAUUGACGACACCGAACGCAGAAACAGCAACAAGUUGGAGGACGUUCACCGCUGGGCGAGUGCGGCCGUCCGUCGCAGUAUGUGUAGCGCUGCGCAUGCGCACGGCUACGGCGUCGCUGCGGUGGCACAGAACCUCGACCACGCCACCCGCGCCUUCCUCGCUAGCGCCCUCUAUGGAGGCUCACUCAAGACACUGAAGGCACACUAUAGACUGAGGGAUGACGAUAUCCGUGUUAUAAGGCCAUUCAUAUACGUCCGAGCAAGCUCGCUGGAAGCAUUCUGUUGUUCGCGAUCUCUACCAAACUUCUCGUCUAUGCAGACGGACGAGAUUGAUUCAAGCAAACCUCUAACCCGUUCAAUAUCAGAGCCAUGCGGCAGCUCAGCAGAAGUGUUGGAGUUAGACUCUGAAAAGGAUUCUCCACUUGUAACUGCUCGCAAUAUUCUAGACGAGCAGGAACAAACGCAUCCGUACAUGUACAGUAGUCUAAAGAGCGCUUUACACCCUCUUAUUAGCGGCAGAAAUGUCGACAAAGAUCAAAAAGAACAGAGACACAGAAAGAAAUCUGUGAUACAGAUGAAAAAUGGCGCUCGAGUCUACGAUUCAGAUGACGGCACGGAAGAAGAAUAUGUGCCAUAGAUUAUAAACAAACUAAUUUUACCGCCAAAACUCAAGUUUUACUGUCAACAGUGCAUGCCAUAAUUUUAUUAUUUACUCAGUGAUUGCGUUGUGAUUAUGACCAUUAGUAUUAAUUAUAGUUUCUCAUUGUGUUAUUUUAUUUACUGACUUUUUGUUUUUUGUAUUAAAAUACAAGAAAAACACAUUUUGGUCACAGACCAAAGGGAUAGUUUAAAUCCGUGCGCGGAUUUUAUUCUAAAAUAAUUUUAUGUAUUUAAAAUGUUGCGUUUAAAGUUAAUCAUUAUUCUUACACAUUUAAUUGUGUUUGAUAAUCAUCCUACCAUUUUGGUAAGACACUUGUGCAUAAUAAAAGAUAUUUUUAAUGUCGAUGUUGUAUGAGAACAUAUUAUAUUAUUAUUAGAUUAUUUAUUGUUGAAUGAUCAAGAAAAGUUAUUUUCGUUUUUAUGAUGAGUAAAUUUUAUUAAAGGAUUUAUGAGCCAUUAAUUUAUGGCCACAUGUUUGAAAACUUAUAUUUUGAUAAUAAUUGUAUUAGAAGAGCAUAUUAUUCAUAUUGUCCGUAUUUUAAACUUAGAGUCUAUAAUGUUGAAUGUAGUUUUCAAAAUCUUUUAAUACUUGAAGCUCUUUGUGUGACUUUCAUUUAAAAUACUUAAUCCAUUAAAAAUGGAUUAAGUAUUUACUUAUUUAUAGAUGUGGCAACAUUGCAAUGAAAUUGUUUCAUUGAAUGUUCGUGCCUUUAUUAUUUGUUGACAAUUAAACAUAAGCUGGUCUCCUAAUAUUACAUACCUUUUGUUUGGGUCAGCAACAUUUUUUUUUAUGAGAUUGUGGGACGAGACGAGCAGGACGUUCAGGUGUUGGUAAUUGAUACGCCCUGCCCAUUAACAAUGCAGUGCCGCUCAGGAUUCUUGAAAUACCCAAUAAUUCUGAUUGGCACUACAAUUGCGCUCGUCACCUUGAGACAUCUUUUAAGAUGUUAAGUCUCAUUUGCCCAGUAAUGUCCCUAGCUACGGCACCUUUCUGACCAAAACAAAAUAAUGCUUACACAUUACUGCUUCACGGCAGAAAAGGCAUCGUUGUGGUACCCAUAAUCUAGCCGGCAGCGUGUGCAAAGGAGACUUCCAGUGGUCAAACAAUUCUUUGACUAUCAAAGGUGAAAGAAGUCAUUCAUAUGUUUCAAAAUAUGUAAUCGUUAGGAUUUUAGAAAUGUUAAAGUCAAUAAAAAUUAUUGCUAAUGUUUUAUAAAGUAAGUUUUUAUAUCAUUUGCAUUAUUUGUCUCUUAGCUAUAUUUUUGUACUAAAUACAAUAUAUUCCUAUGUGUUUUAUUAUAAUAUAAGAUUAGAAAUAUGUUUAUUAUUAUUGUUAAGGUUCAAGUCCCAUAAACUGCUUCCAAUGUAUUCAGGCAUAAGCCUGUCAAUAAUAAAAGAGAUUUAUUGACUAUUAAUAAA
This is a messenger RNA of Leptidea sinapis, 6127 nucleotides long. RefSeq lists its product as uncharacterized. The coding region runs from base 165 to 4685 and encodes 1506 amino acids. Lineage: Eukaryota; Metazoa; Arthropoda; Insecta; Lepidoptera; Pieridae. The transcript has 17 exons. The record is from RefSeq and is a predicted model, not a curated record.